ACAAAAUAGAUUUUAUGCAUUUAACUUCUCUUGCCGAAGUAGAUUGUAAAAUAUGUAAAUAUAUCGAGUAUAUCCCGACUAUGAGAUGAGAGCUUGAACUAUUUUUUGCUUUCAAGCUACUGUACACACAAUAGCCCUCUAAAUGAGACAAUUAGACUUUUCGUUUUGCGUGGUUUAGUAGUAGAGUGACACUACAUAAUGACGUAUUAAAGGGAUAGUGGAAUAACAUUACGAGAUGUGGCGAAUAUUCCUGUUCUCGUCGGCAAUUAAGCUACUUCUUCUGGAUACCUACCGUUCUACAGAUUUUGAGGUCCACAGAAAUUGGUUGGCCAUCACUCACUCUCUGCCACUUUCGCGGUGGUACUAUGAGGACACCUCGAUAUGGACUCUCGACUACCCGCCGGCGUUCGCUUGGUUUGAGUAUAUUCUCUCAUGCUUGGCUGUGUACUGGGACCCUGCAAUGCUGCAGAUUGCGAACCUGAACUACGCAUCCAGGAAUACAGUGCUAUUUCAGCGCUUCAGUGUCAUAGCGACUGAUCUGGUGUUGUACUAUGCCGUGACCCAAUAUGUAUCGACACAGUUUAUAACACAUCGACAGCGCCACACGUGCGUGUGCUUGGUUGUUCUUAAUUGCGGACUAUUGCUGUUGGACCACAUCCACUUUCAGUACAACAGCGUUCUACUGGGACUGCUCGUGUUGUCUAUAACCAGAAUACAACAGGGACGGGUACUAGAAGGAGCGUUCCUCUACACACUGCUGCUGAAUAUGAAACACCUAUACCUGGGCCUGGCCCCCGCGUUCGGCAUUUAUCUGUUGCGCAGCUAUUGCUUCACACAAAAAGGCAGCUUUGCUUAUAGACGUUUCUUACGCCUGGGAUUACUUGUGGUAUUCACCACCGCCCUGAGUUUCGGGCCAAUCAUCUUGUCCAUGGUUGCAUCCGCCACUUUACCUAUCUCUAUGGAAACUUCAGAUAGCAACGUUUACACGGUGCCAGCGAUGAAUACUGCCUUUAAGCAGAUUAUGUCGCGUUUGUUCCCGUUCCACCGAGGCUUGCUCCAUGCGUACUGGGCCCCAAAUGUCUGGGCUCUAUAUGCAUUCCUGGACAAAGUUCUGGUGGCGUGCAGGAAACUGAUUGGCCCACACAGCAAGCAUACCUCAAGCAGCCGUAGCAUGACCUCAGGAGUGGUUGGCGAGGCUGAGUUCGUUCUUUUGCCACAUGUCACACCUUCCGUGACGGUAGCCUUGAUUCUGGCUGCUCUAGUGCCAUGUCUUUGUGGACUAUGGUUAGCAUGUGUUCCCGAUCCAAACUGCGAGUGUGAGGCGGAGGGUGUGUCUGCCAGUACAUCUGGUCAAAAUAUCGGAGGGGAACCUUUGACCCCGAGUCCUGUUGUAGGGCAUGUCUCUACUACGGGGUUGAGACAGAGAGUCGGUUCCAAUCCCGGGACAGCCACUACACCGACAGGUACGGAAUCGGCUAUCAAGGCGGAAACCACAGAAAAUUAUGACAAAAUACACAACACUGGAAGAAAGAGUGGCGGAAGCGACGAUGACGCGGGAAGUGGACAACUCGGGAGAAUAGAGCAUGCGAAGGUCAAUGGCGAUCUGUUUCUCCGGGCGGUGGCUCUGUGCGGUCUCACAGUAUUUUUGCUGGGGUGGCAUGUGCACGAGAAGGCUGUGCUCACGGGCUUGUUGCCUGUCAUAUUGCUGUCCACCACGAAUGCUAACUUGCAAAGAGUGCUGAUGGUCUUGAGCUUGUCGGGGACAUAUGCGCUGUUUCCGCUGUUGUACAUGCCUCAGGAAGUACCGGUGAAGGCUAGUCUGCUAUUGCUGUAUACCGGCUACGCGUAUAUGGCAUUCAGUACCAGUUGCAAGGCAAAUGCAAUCAGCUCGCACACCACGUAUCUUUCGCAUCUGGAGGAUGCUUACAUGCUCGGCUUCCUGGGCCUGUGGGUGUACACAACGUUGCUCCACACCGCCCUUUUCGGAGAUGCGAUGGAGUUCGUGCCUCUUCUGAUGACGUCUGUGUAUAGUGCGCUCGGGGUGCUGUAUGCCUAUGUAUGUAUAUACGUAGACACGCUCGCGACAUGUAUGAGAGAAAACCGAAAGGCUCUAAUUAAGCGGGAAUAGUAUCAACUGGGGUGUUUUAGACUUGUUUGUUCGGUGGGAAUAGAGCAUCAAUCGACAACAAUCUGAUUGUAAUCAGACAUGCAAACUUUAAGCCUCCUUUCACCACACGUGAUUCCACACAAAGUUCGGCCGGACAUCUCUGCUAUCCCGGACAGUUAAAUUCAAGGCACUAAACAUAGUAAAUUUGACAUUGGAUCCGAUACGUGGAGUGGGACGGAAUCCUGGGAAUCAGCUCUCGCGUAGGUGGUUGUGCGAACCAAGGGUCCACCCCACAGAGGCGGUCCAGUAUACGAAGACGUGGACAGGGCAGGGCUCCCGAGACUUGUGUGCGGUCAAAUGCGGGUUUUUAGAUUGUAAACUGUAUCAAUCUAUAUGGACGAUAGACAACCAAAGAAUAAGAACGAAAGGUAAAUAAAAUAAAGUUAAAGUAACGG
Molecule: messenger RNA, 2562 nt
Organism: Sphaeroforma arctica JP610
Lineage: Eukaryota; Ichthyosporea; Ichthyophonida
Exons: 10
Coding region: 236-2128 (630 amino acids)
Biological process (GO): protein N-linked glycosylation
Cellular component (GO): endoplasmic reticulum membrane
Molecular function (GO): dolichyl pyrophosphate Glc1Man9GlcNAc2 alpha-1,3-glucosyltransferase activity
Source: RefSeq, a predicted model, not a curated record